Suillus bovinus is the source of this 1311-nucleotide messenger RNA. Its product is annotated as S-adenosyl-L-methionine-dependent methyltransferase. The record is from RefSeq and is a predicted model, not a curated record. Gene Ontology annotation, cellular component: mitochondrial matrix; mitochondrial DNA-directed RNA polymerase complex. Lineage: Eukaryota; Fungi; Basidiomycota; Agaricomycetes; Boletales; Suillaceae. Gene Ontology annotation, molecular function: mitochondrial transcription factor activity. Gene Ontology annotation, biological process: transcription initiation at mitochondrial promoter. The transcript has 7 exons. The coding region runs from base 1 to 1311 and encodes 436 amino acids.
AUGUCUUUUCCAUUUCCACUUCUCCUUCGGAGGCCAUUUUCUACAAGCUUCAGAUGCUCCUACAGGACCAAAAAGAUUCCUGAGGACAUUGUCGCAAGCGCCCUCACGACACAGCCAACAAGACGCGGUCAUUCCGAGGAUACUCCAAGUAUCGAGAACAUCAAGCCCGAAGCUGAAUCCCGAAGUGUCUUGAUUCCGAAAGCUCCCAACAAACGCAAGCCGCGGAAAGUUAACAUACCACUUCCAGUCAACAGAGUCGAUCUUCCCCCGCGUUCACAAUGGCGAAACUACUUUCCUUCUAGCGGCAUGGCAUUCAAAAGUCGUAUUUCCAUCGCUAACCCCGAGACGGCGGCACUGGUUGCAGAUUCAUUCGUCCCUAGCGGUUCGAGAGAUAAAGUAAUUGUAGAAGCGUAUCCCGGUCCUGGUGUAUUAACUCGCGCGUUGAUGCAGUUGCCGAAGGAACGAAUCCGAAAAAUUAUUGUGCUUGAAGACGUAGAAAAGUACCUCGACUUUUUGCAUCCACUGCAGGAAGCAGACCCCAGAGUACAGAUUUUGCCAAUGAACGGCUUCUCGUGGGACACAUAUCAUCAGCUAGACGUCCAAGGCUUCCUGGAUGGUGUUGAGAAUGUUCCAUGGAAUCAGCCAAAUCCAUAUCUACACUUUAUAUCGCAUCUUCCUAUGGAUGUCCUAGGCGAGCAGCUCUUAGCACAACUAUUGCGUUGUGCACCAGAACAGUCCUGGUUGUUCAAACAUGGUCGUAUUUCAAUGAGUUAUCUAAUGCACGACUGGGUAUGGGAUCGUAUCUCCGCGUCUACUGAGGAUCCAGCUCGAUGCAAGCUGAGCGUCAUCGCACAAGCCGUUUCUGAGUUUAAAUAUACCAUUGACCCACAGUUGCUGGUGCCAUAUAAUAACCAUUUCUAUCCUGAUGCUACGAACCCUGCACAUUCCUCGAAGACUGAAAACAGGCGCAGAGGUACACCGUUCAUAGCAGGUACAUUCAGACCAUUGGAACAUCAGAUCAUUCAACCAGGCAUGCUGGAUAAAUGGGAUUACUGCCUACGAAAACUUUUUGUGCUGAAGUCUACCUCUCUCAAGGACGCCGUUGGUCAUCUAGCACCUGGAUCAGACGUUCUGAAGUCCUACCUCGCGGGCGAUGAUGUUCCACCCGAACAGAGGACUGACAUGAAGAAGAUCAUCAAGAAAAUGAGUGGAGAGGACUGGGCUGCUCUCGUCGGCGCCUUUGACCGGUGGCCAUUUGCACCUGAGGAACUCUUGAUCACGGAUUCUUUCAGCAGAGACGACCGUAUAUAG